Messenger RNA from Penicillium oxalicum, 525 nucleotides. RefSeq lists its product as uncharacterized. The transcript is spliced from 2 exons. The record is from RefSeq and is a predicted model, not a curated record. The coding region runs from base 1 to 525 and encodes 174 amino acids. NCBI's taxonomy places the organism in Eukaryota, Fungi, Ascomycota, Eurotiomycetes, Eurotiales, Aspergillaceae.
AUGUUCCCUGAGCUCAAGCAUAGUGGGCCUCCAGGCCCCAUGAGAGCCUCUCUGGCUAUGCGAUUACGGUUGGCUGGCCACUGGCAGAUGACGAUCGCGACAUCAUAUCGCAACGUGGAGACCAAAACGACUGGAGGCAAUUCAGAGAGGCCAAAGAUGUUUGUCUUCUCCGUAAUCAUCGCGCCAGCCGCCAGCCGCGAACCGCACCAAGACACCCUGUUUGGGCCAGAGACGCCCUCUGAUCGAGAAUACAGGAUUGCACAUACAUCAGACGCAAGCCAGUCGCGCGUUGUUGUUCAAGGGUUGUACACAACAAAGGGGGUGGGUGGGUGUGAGAGGGUCGUUGGGCUGUGCGAUGCAUACCGCUUCGAAACAGUGCAGAACGGCCUCAGUCUGCAGGAACGAGUUCAGUCGGAGGCCGAAAAAGGGGCCCCUGACCGGAAACAGGUACCCAGACUGUACUUCUGUUGUCACUCAGAAGCGGUAAUGUACCUGCCUGUGGACAACUGGACCUCCCGCCGCUAA